AUGGACGCGACGCGGGGCAUCGGCACCUUCGUGGUGUGGGACUACGUGGUGUUCGCGGGGAUGCUGCUCAUCUCGGCUGUCAUCGGCAUCUACUACGCCUUCGCGGGGGGUGGCCAGCAGACCUCCAAAGACUUCUUGAUGGGCGGCCGCAGAAUGACUGCCGUGCCGGUGGCCCUGUCCCUCACCGCCAGCUUCAUGUCGGCCGUCACCGUCCUGGGCACCCCCUCGGAGGUCUACCGUUUUGGGGCCAUAUUCAGCAUCUUUGCCAUCACCUACUUCUUUGUGGUGGCCAUCAGCGCGGAGGUCUUCCUCCCCGUGUUCUACAAACUGGGAAUUACCAGCACCUACGAGUAUUUAGAGCUCCGAUUUAACAAAGUUGUCCGUCUCUGUGGAACAGUCCUCUUCAUUGUUCAAACAAUUCUCUAUACUGGAAUUGUUAUUUAUGCCCCUGCCCUGGCUUUGAAUCAAGUCACAGGAUUUGAUCUAUGGGGUGCAGUAGUGGCAACAGGGGUGGUCUGUACAUUCUACUGCACACUGGGUGGUCUUAAAGCUGUUAUCUGGACAGAUGUUUUUCAAGUUGGGAUCAUGGUGGCUGGAUUUGCAUCUGUAAUUAUACAGGCUACAGUGAUUCAAGGUGGGAUCAGCACUAUUCUAAAUGAUUGCUAUAAUGGUGGAAGACUAAACUUCUGGAAUUUUGAUCCCAAUCCUUUGCAAAGACAUACAUUCUGGACAAUUAUUAUAGGAGGGACAUUCACAUGGACCAGCAUCUAUGGUGUCAACCAAUCCCAAGUGCAGAGAUAUAUUUCCUGUAAAAGCAGAUUCCAGGCAAAAAUGUCUCUCUACAUCAAUCUUCUGGGACUCUGGGCAAUCCUCGCCUGCUCAGUGUUAUGUGGGCUUGCCCUAUAUUCCAGGUACCAUGACUGUGAUCCUUGGACAGCCAAGAAAGUAUCUGCACCAGACCAGCUCAUGCCUUAUUUGGUACUGGACAUUCUGCAAGAUUUUCCAGGACUUCCUGGACUUUUUGUGGCCUGUGCUUACAGUGGAACAUUAAGCACAGUGUCCUCCAGUAUUAAUGCUUUAGCAGCAGUAACUGUGGAAGAUCUAAUUAAACCUCACUUCAGAUCGCUCUCAGAAAGGUCUCUCUCUUGGAUUUCCCAAGGAAUGAGUGUGCUGUUUGGAGCUCUGUGCAUUGGAAUGGCUGCAUUGGCAUCACUAAUGGGAGCUUUGCUGCAGGCAGCACUCAGCAUAUUUGGCAUGGUUGGUGGACCACUUCUGGGCUUGUUUGCUUUGGGCAUUUUGGUUCCCUUUGCCAACUCAAUUGGAGCACUUGUUGGUCUGAUGGCUGGAUUUGCUGUUUCUUUGUGGGUCGGAAUUGGAGCUCAACUUUAUCCUCCACUGCCUGAAAGAACUAUGCCACUAAGCCUUGAAACCUAUGGCUGUAACAGCACAUACAAUGUGACAAAUUGGGUGACAACCACAGAAAUGCCAUUUUCUACUAGUGCUUUUCCAGUACACAAUGUGGGAAGGACUCCACUGAUGGAUAACUGGUAUUCUUUAUCAUAUUUAUACUUCAGCACUCUUGGAACUUUGGUAACGGUAUUCAUGGGAAUGCUAAUCAGUUUACCAACAGGAGGGAGAAAACAAAACUUAGACCGCAGAUUCCUAUUAACCAAAGAGGACUUUUUAUCCAAUUUUGACAUUUUUAAGAAAAAGAAGCAUAUUGUAAGUUAUAAUUCUCACCCAGUAGAAGACGGUGGAACUGAUAAUCCUGCCUUCAACCAUAUUGAAUUGAACUUCCCAGAUCAAAGUGGCAAGAUGAGUGGGACUCAUUUGUGAAACAUCUGUGAUACUAGAUGAUCUUAAACAGCGAUCCAGUUAUAUAUGUUUUCUAAGAUAAUUGGAUCAGGUUUAGAUUUCUUUUGGCGGGGAGGGUUCUAUAAUGAGUGAAGUUUUGGGGGAAAUUUUCGGGGUAAAAUUUUGUUAAAGCAAAGUGCAGACUCUUCACUUACUAUACUCAUUAAUUGAUGCUGCUCUGGAGUUAAGAGUUUCAGCAUCAGCAUUUCCCUCUAUUUCUCUUUUAUUUUAAUGAAGCUGUCAUUAUGAAAGUUAUGACCACAUAUAUGCUGAAGGAUUAACAUACACAUAUACACACAUACUUGAUGGUCAAAAAGAGUAUUUUUAAAUUUGGCCAUUAUUAAAAUUAUUUUCCACGCAUUUGAUGCUAGCAUAUAAGUUUUGGGGUUUGCCAAAAUCAGAAGUAAUACUGAAAAGACCUUUUCUCCUUCCACAACAUACUCUAUUUUUAGGAAACAAUGAGGUGACAGAUCUGUGUUGUCUAGAUCUUUGCUUCUCAUUGAUCCAUACCAGCCCUAUCAGGGAGCUUAUUAACCUUGGAACCAAUUCUAGUUCAGGAAGGUGGUAAUCAAGAAGCAUCCUGUUUGGGACAGAACAUAGCCCCAGUGAUCAAGGUCUUUUUGGUGCUAUGUAUCUAUUCUUGUGCCUUUUUUGCUAAUUAUCUAGAGCUCCUGGCCAUUGGCUGCUUAUAUUGCCUUACACUCUGGUUCUUAUAUGCAGUCCUAGUUUCUGACCCAUCAACUCAGGUUUUGUUGUACACUUCACUUUGCUUGCCUUCCUAGUUUCCUAUCUACUGUGUUACCUUGGGCUUCCAUGUCUUGAGAUACCCAUCGUGAAUCAUGCUACCCAGAUCCUUGUUCACUAAGUCCCAGACUAUAAAUUGGAAAUCCUAUGAGCCUGGUACUGACUAAAGUACUUGCAGCAUAGGUACUUGUGGAUUUGGUGACCCAAGAACAUUUACAUAAUUGAAAUGGUUAAGCUAUGUGGAAUUACAUGAUUGUGUUGAAUGAUACUAAUUUGAAUGUCAACUAAUUUGCAGUCAAUUGAAUUUAAAGUGUGUAUGCUUAGAAGUCUUGAAUUCUAGUGUAUUCACCCAUUUAAAGAGCUAAAUUACAAAGGCAAACACUACUUUUUUUUUUUAAUAUUCUGAAUUACUAACUAUAUGCUUUGUUCCAUGCUUUAAAACUUCAAGUAGCAAUCUCAAUUGCUAAGAGUUUGGUCACAGACUUUUAUCAGUAACAUUUUUUUCUACAGUUCCCACAUUAGAUACUGUUUAGAAAUGUGUUUCUUUUGUUUGUUUGUUUGUUUGCUUUACAAUGUUUUAAAAUAACAUGAGAAACAUUUAGGUACAUUAAAUAUAUUUUAGAAUUAAAUACUUUUUUGCUUAUUUCCUGGUAUUUAGGUAAGUAUGCUCUGUACUUUUAAAGGUUGCCAAUUGAAAACAUGAAGCGAUAAAAAAAUAGGAAGUAGCAUUUGUCUAAAGAAAGAGAUUUAUAUAACAUUUAAAUUAAUGUGUUCAUAUAUUUCAUUUGUGUAUAGAUGUUAUUUUUUUAAUCAAUAUGUUUGUAAGCAUGCAUCAAACUGUAAAUCUUUCUACAUUUUUUAAUGAGUAGGAAGAUAUCAUCUUAUUUGUUUUAUGCAAGUGUGAUUUGAACUAUUAUUUAUUUAAUAAGUGUAAAUGCACAUGUGUGUAGAAUGCUUCAAUUUUA
This is a messenger RNA of Callorhinus ursinus (northern fur seal), 3563 nucleotides long. RefSeq names its product solute carrier family 5 member 8 (gene SLC5A8). Gene Ontology annotation, cellular component: membrane; extracellular exosome. Gene Ontology annotation, molecular function: organic acid:sodium symporter activity. NCBI's taxonomy places the organism in Eukaryota, Metazoa, Chordata, Mammalia, Carnivora, Otariidae. The record is from RefSeq and is a predicted model, not a curated record. Gene Ontology annotation, biological process: propanoate transmembrane transport; sodium ion transport.